AUGGAGGAGAGAGGAGUUCAACUAGACGAAGCUAACUUCUCCUGCUCCAUCUGUCUGGAUGUACUAAAGGAUCCGGUGACUAUUCCCUGUGGACACAGCUACUGUAUGAACUGCAUCAAAGAACACUGGGACAGAGAGGAUCAGAGGAGAACCUACAGCUGCCCUCAGUGCAGGAAAACAUUUAUACCAAGGCCUGUACUGGAGAAGAACAUCACAUUAGCCGCUUUAGUGGAGGAUCUGAAGAAGACUGGACUCCAAGCUGCUCCAGCUGGACCUGAAGAUGUGGCCUGUGACGUCUGCACUGGGAGGAAGAUGAAAGCUGCCAAGUCCUGUCUGGUCUGUUUGGCUUCUUAUUGUGAGAAACAUCUUCACCUGGUGGAUCCCUCCAAGAACCUCCAGGAGAACAUCUGUUCUCUUCACGAUGAGGUGAUGAAGAUCUUCUGUCGUACUGAUCAGCAGUGUAUCUGUUAUCUCUGCACUAUGGAUGAACAUAAAGGCCAUGAAACAGUCCCAGCUGCAGCAGAAAGGACUGAGAAGCAGAAGGAGCUCCAGGUGAGACGAGAAAACAUCCAGCAGAGGAUCCAGGACCAGGAGAAAGAUGUGAAGCUGCUUCAACAGGAGCUGGAGGCCAUCAAUGUCUCUGCUGAUAAAGCAGUGGAGGACAGUGAGAAGAUCUUCACUGAGAUGAUCCGUCUGAUCCAGAAAAUAAGGUCUGAUGUGAAGCAGCAGAUCAGAUCCCAGCAGGAAACUGAAGUGAGUCGAGUCAAAGAGCUUCAGGAGGAGCUGGAGCAGGAGAUCACUGAGCUGAAGAGGAAAGACGCUGAGCUGGAGCAGCUCUCAGACACAGAGGACCACAGCCAGUUUCUCCUCAACUACCCCUCACUGUCAGCACUCAGUGAGUCUACACACUCAUCCAGCAUCAAUAUUCGUCCUCUGAAAUACUUUGAGGAUGUGACAGCAGCUGUGUCAGAGCUCAGGGAGAAACUACAGGACAUCCUGAGAGACAUAUGUAGAAACAUCUCUCUGGCAGUCACUGGAGUCGAUGUUUUACUGUCAGAGCUGGAACCAAAGACCAGAGCUGGAUUCUUAAAAUAUGCAAGCGAAAUUACACUUGAUCCAACCACAGCAAAUAGGAAGCUGUUUUUAUCUGAGGGGAGCAGAAAAGUAACAUUAGUGAACAAACAACAGUCUUAUGCUGAUCAUCCAGACAGAUUCACUGACUGGUUUCAGGUUCUGAGUACAAUGAGUCUGACUGGACGUUGUUACUGGGAGGUGGAGUGGAAAGGAGGAGGAGAAGGAGGUGUUGUUGUAGCAGUUUCGUACAAGAAUAUCAGGAGAGGUGGAUGGUCAAAGAAAUGUUUAUUCGGAGCCAAUGACAAGUCUUGGUCAUUAUGUUGUGACACAAACUGUUGUGCAUUUUUUCACAACAACAUUAAAACUCCAGUAUCAGGUCCAGUUUCCUCCAGAAUAGGAGUGUACCUGGAUCACAGAGCAGGUAUUCUGUCUUUCUACAGUGUCUCUGAAACCAUGACUCUCCUCCACCGAGUCCAGACCACAUUCACUCAGCCUCUAUAUGCUGGGAUCAGGCCUUACCUGUUUGGAUCCUGUGUUGAGUUAAUUAAACUGAAAUAG
Molecule: messenger RNA, 1632 nt
Organism: Fundulus heteroclitus (mummichog)
Lineage: Eukaryota; Metazoa; Chordata; Actinopteri; Cyprinodontiformes; Fundulidae
Product: tripartite motif-containing protein 16-like
Exons: 2
Coding region: 1-1632 (543 amino acids)
Molecular function (GO): protein binding; zinc ion binding
Source: RefSeq, a predicted model, not a curated record